AUGGCAGGCAAACGGUGGUCGCGGGCCAACAGGGGCUCAUCGCCUCAGCAAACCACGCAAAUCUCCUUCUCGCCCAUAGCUUCCCCCGUUGACAGACCGAGCUUCGCCGCCGAGGAAUCUGCUCGUCUGCUGGUGCCGAGCGAGCCUCAAGCUUUUGACCAGGACAUUACUUCAUCCCCAUACUCACAUCGCGAAAACGUCACCUGGGACUCGAGAACCCUCCUGCCGCGUUGGAAAAGGAUACGCGCUUUGAGGAAGCCUCGCAGACGGACCUGGUGCGGCAUGCUCCUACUCCUCCUCCUGGCCGUCGUGGCCAUCGGCGCACUAUACGCAUGGCGCCGCGAGACAUAUCUCAACGCCCCUUGGAAACCCGACGACGAAACCACAAAGUUCAGCCAGGCGCCGCUGCCUCUUCCCCUCAACCAGACGAGCAUCCUGCAGCGGCAGCUGCCCCUGCGCACGCGCGGCCGCCACAUUGUCGACGCCGCCGGCGACCGCUUCAAGCUGCUGUCGGUCAACUGGUACGGCGCGAGCGACUCGCUCUUCGUGCCCGGUGGGCUCGAGACGCGCCACCGCGGCGACAUUGCGCGGACCAUCCGCCGGCUGGGCUUCAACAGCGUGCGUCUGCCGUACGCCGACGAGCUGGUCCUGACGAACCCCGUGAUUGCGCCGCACCUCGUCCUUGCCAACCCGGACCUCGCGGGCCUGCACGCGCUCGACGUCUUUGCGGCCGUCGUGGCGGCGCUGACCAACGCAGGGCUUGCGGUGAUUGUCAACAACCACAUCACGACGGCGACGUGGUGCUGCGGCGCCAACCCGUGCGACGCGGGCUGGGCCAACGACCACCUCGGCGGGCUGUGCGCCGUGCGCCAGACGGAGGAGUCGUGGAUCCGCAACUGGGAGGCCGUCAUGGACCGCUUUCGCGACAACCCGCUCGUCAUCGGCGUGGACCUGCGCAACGAGGUCCGCGGCCUCUGGGGCACCAUGCCCUGGGCCAAAUGGGCCGCCGCGGCCGAGCGCUGCGGCGACCGGCUGCUGGCCAUGAACCCGCGCUGGCUCGUCGUCGUCGAGGGCACCGAGUCGGCCAACGACCUCUCCGGCGCGGCGGCCCGGCCCGUGCGCCUCAGCGUGCCGCACAGGCUCGUGUACUCGGCGCACGUCUACGCGUGGUCCGGCUGGGGCAGCUGGGGCGGGCGCUUCGCGCAGCGCGGGUACGGGUCGUUUGUGCAAACGAUGCGGCGCAGCUGGCUGUACCUGCUGGAGCAGGACGUGGCGCCCGUGUGGGUGGGCGAGCUCGGCAGCGGGCGGCACCCGAGCGUGGGCGGCGCGCGGUACUGGCGGAACCUAUGGCGGCUGCUCAAGGAGGUGGAUGCGGAUUUCGGCUACUGGGCGCUGAACCCGGUGAAGCAGUACGAGAGCACGGUCGAGACGUAUGCGCUGGUGGAGGGGGAUUGGGAGACGCCGGUGCUGGAUUAUAGGAUGAAGGACAUGGUCGAGCUGAUGCGGCAGUGA
Akanthomyces muscarius is the source of this 1512-nucleotide messenger RNA. RefSeq lists its product as uncharacterized. Lineage: Eukaryota; Fungi; Ascomycota; Sordariomycetes; Hypocreales; Cordycipitaceae. Bases 1 to 1512 code for a protein of 503 amino acids. The transcript has a single exon. The record is from RefSeq and is a predicted model, not a curated record. Gene Ontology annotation, molecular function: hydrolase activity, hydrolyzing O-glycosyl compounds.